AUGCCGACCAUGGCUCAAGCAGGCACCAACGGCGACGCAGGUCCGUCAGCGCCAACCGAAGCACAACCGGCCGCGCAGGUCUCAUAUCAAAGCAUGGACUCGGAAGAGCUCUCUGCGCUCGAAGAGAUGGCCGAGUGCGAAUCCGAAUCGGACACCGAGAUCGAUCGACUCCUCGACGCCGCUGCCGACUCCUUCCCACCCGAAACGAUCUCACUCAUGGUCAAGGACCUCAAGCAGCGCGGCAUCGUCUCGUUUCUCUCCCGCUACGUCGUCCCGGAUCCAUCACCGAUCCGCAUCAAGCAUCUUCUACUCGCGCUGGGAGUCUUCCUCCCACGCUCGAUCCGCGACUCGGACGUCCCCCUCGACAUCCUCCUACCGAUCCUUAAGACGGCUCUCGCCCGCAUCCUGCGUCGACGCGAGAAGCUGCCGCAGUACAACACAGUCGACGACGCUCUCCAGCUGCUGAGCACGCGCAGACGCAUCAUGGUCCUCUCCGGCGCCGGCAUCUCCGUUUCGUGCGGCAUCCCGGACUUUCGUUCCAAGGACGGCAUCUAUUCAACCCUCCAGUCUGAGGGCAAAUACGAACUCGACGAUCCACAAGACAUGUUCGAUAAGCAAUACUUUCUCUCCAACCCGUCCAUGUUCUACUCGUUCGCACACCGGAUCUUUCCCAGCAACUUCGUGCCCAGCUCGGCGCACCGCUUCAUCAAGCUCCUCGAGGACAGGGGGCAACUGCUGAGGAAUUACAGCCAGAACAUCGACACGCUGGAGCAGAUCGCGGGUAUCGAGAAGGUGUUGCAGUGUCAUGGAAGCUUUGCCUCUGCGAGCUGUACCGAUCCUUCCUGUGGGUAUACCUGCAAGGGGAGUGGUAUUGCGGCAGACAUCUUUGCGCAGCGGGUACCCAAGUGUCCGAGGUGCGAGCAGAGGAAGGUGGACGAGGCAAAGAAGCCCAGUAAGAAGAAACGCAAACUGGGCAACGGCAAGAGCUGGAGACCCACCGACGACUCGGACGAGGAUGAGACGGAUGAAACGCAGCUGCCCGGAUUCGGGAUUCUCAAGCCGGACAUUACGUUCUUUGGCGAAAAGCUCGAGGACAAGUUCGACCACGCCCUGCUCGCAGAUCGUGAGCACGUCGAUCUGCUCAUCGUCAUGGGCACCUCGCUCAAGGUUGCCCCGGUCUCAGAGAUCCUAGGUCACAUCCCACAUUCGACACCCGUCAUACUUAUCAACAAGACUCCCGUGCUGCAUUUGGCCACCGACAUCAUGCUGCUCGGCGACUGCGAUCGCAUCGUCCAGUAUCUCUGUCGCAAACUCGGCUGGCAUCUGCCAUCUGUACAGCCGAGUCAGGAUGUGGUGGGAACACCAGCGGCUGUCGAGGUCAAGGAGAAGGUCGAGCUGCUCGACCAUGCGGUGGGGAAAGCGAAGGAGUUGGUGGAGGCAGAGGCCAAGGUCGAGCAGGCGGAGCCGGAAAGGUUGAUGGGCAGCCACGCGUGGCUCUUUGAAGGAGCAGAGCCAGGGCGGUUGCCGGCGUUGCUCGCAGAGAUGGAGGAUGACGAUGAGGGAGACGAUGAUGAAGACGGAGUGGGCGACGAGGCUAAGGAGGAGGCAGACGAAGACAAGCACACGUCACUACCGCCACACACAUAG
Messenger RNA from Kalmanozyma brasiliensis GHG001, 1647 nucleotides. Its product is annotated as Sirtuin family. The transcript has a single exon. Gene Ontology annotation, molecular function: NAD+ binding. NCBI's taxonomy places the organism in Eukaryota, Fungi, Basidiomycota, Ustilaginomycetes, Ustilaginales. The record is from RefSeq and is a predicted model, not a curated record. The coding region runs from base 1 to 1647 and encodes 548 amino acids.